AUGGCUCACGUAGGUGACUUUAUAUUUGUCAACACUUCGAAUCCCGAUCGCUUUCGCGACAAAGACAUCCAGCGCACCGUUCGAAAGCGCGUGAUGCGCGAUAUUGGCAAGGCGCGACGAAAAAGCAAGCAAACCCCUGCAGUGACCUUUGUCUGGCAACCAUCGCAUUCAUUGACACGACUGGUAUCACCGGAUCCAUGUCCGAGUCUCGGCUCAAAUCCUCUUCCCGUGGAGAUAGACCCCCGGGCCCUGGAACUGAUUCAUUUCAUGAAUGCGGAGGCAGAAUACAAUUACCGACCUUUUCGGAAGAUUUGGUUCUCAAUGGCUCUGAGCGAUAAGAGUGCUUUUAUCCUCUGCAAGGCCAAUGCUGCCAUGUUUCUGGAAGAAAUCCAACACCCGGAUACGUUUCGUUAUGAAACUUGCCAAGAGACUUUGACCUAUUAUGGCCAGUGCGUGAGACAAGUCACUGAAAGAUUGUCGAAUGCACAAGAGCGUACUAGCGAGGGAAUCCUCACUUGCAUCCUAGGAUUGAUCUGUCAUGAUCUAUACGUUGGUACCUUGGAUCGUUGGACUUACCACAUUCAGGGAUUGGCUCGUAUUAUCAAAAUCCGAGGAGGUUUUCUUGGUCUCGACGAAAGAGUCCAACUUUUCGCUUCUUGGUUUGAUGUCUUAGGGUCAGUGACUAAGGAUGCCCUACCAAAUUUACCCAGUUGUUCGAUCUAUUUGGAUGAACUAGUCAAGGAAACCAGGCCCCAGACACAAUUUGAUCAUCUUCUUGAUGACCUCGAAAGGGUUUCUAGUGAUUUUGAUUCUCUUGCCACAAUACUUAGGAGAGUACGAGUACUGGCGGAGUACAUCAAUAAUCGGUACAGCGAGCCGGGAUUUUGGAAAGUUGAAGAUGAUAUGAGCCCACUUCAACUUCUUGCACCAAUCACACAUGAGCUGCUCUCGAUGCCUCGACCAGAUGAGCUGGCAUCGGACGGAUUUGAAAAUUUCCGUGAGAUCAUGCGACUUGCUCUGCUUAUUCUUCUCUGCGGAUUGAAAGCAAUUUAUGGAUUCAGUGCAGUUGAAAUGCCUACCCUGCAGAAUAAAUUCAUUCGACUUGUUGAAUAUACGAAGGUGAACCAUCAAAGUUUUCCGCUUCAACGUCUGCAGUUAUGGGCUCUCGUCACAGUUGCUAUGCUCCAGCCUGGGGAGCCGGGGCGGGACCUCCUUAUCAGGGAAAUAUUCGCAUGCAUGAGAUCAUUUAAUUUACCUGACGGCCAAAAUGGGAUGAAAUCUGUUCAGAGUUUUAUAUGGAUUGAAAUUAUUGCAAAAGAUAAAGUUAGACGGCUCAUUCAUGAUAUGGACUCGCCGGGUAUGACUGACUGA
Molecule: messenger RNA, 1371 nt
Organism: Penicillium cosmopolitanum
Lineage: Eukaryota; Fungi; Ascomycota; Eurotiomycetes; Eurotiales; Aspergillaceae
Exons: 3
Coding region: 1-1371 (456 amino acids)
Source: RefSeq, a predicted model, not a curated record